Xenia sp. Carnegie-2017 is the source of this 1347-nucleotide messenger RNA. RefSeq names its product 85/88 kDa calcium-independent phospholipase A2-like. Gene Ontology annotation, cellular component: mitochondrion. Bases 297 to 1022 code for a protein of 241 amino acids. The record is from RefSeq and is a predicted model, not a curated record. The transcript has 5 exons. Lineage: Eukaryota; Metazoa; Cnidaria; Anthozoa; Malacalcyonacea; Xeniidae. Gene Ontology annotation, biological process: positive regulation of ceramide biosynthetic process.
UGAGUUAGCCUUUCAGUUGUUGUAGAGUUCAUUGGUUAGAGAUAGCCGCUCCAGUUAUUAUAGAACUCAAUGGUCUAGACAUGUAUAUUUUGAGUUAGCCUUCCAGUUGUAUGUUCAUUGGCUCUGAGAUCUCCGGAGUUUACUGGUAGCGAGUGGCGUGGCGGCCACUGUUUUCAAUAUGUCAACUUUAUUUACAUUGUACGAGUCGACUCCGUCACUGAGAAUGAAUAUUGUUUAUACAAGCUCAAUAUAGGCAGCUUCAAAAGUCAGAAAGAAACUAUUUAGUGAGAUUUAUCAUGGGAAACAUUGUUCCCCUUGACCGGAACAACUCGUCUUUUUUAAAGGUUGAGGAGAAGUUGCCGGUCUUUUAUCAGGAUUCAAAAAUUAUAACCCGGAACGACAAUGGACAGGAAACAUUUAGACUUUAUUACAUUUCAUUAAACCAUUACGAAGCAGUGCUAUACCAUGCAGAGGAAAGAGCGGAUUGUCUAAGUUUAUUCAGGAUUGAAGAUGAGGAAAAAGCAAGAGAAAUGUUUGGGAAGCUAUGUGAGAAACUCACAUCUUUCUAUCAAUCAUCAUCAAGGUGUUAUGACACUCAGACACUGCAAUCCUUGCUCAACUGCCUUGAGGAAAAUCCUGGUAUGAAUCUUUCAGUUGUUGCAAGGAAAACUGGUCUCACAGAAUGUCUAAAGCAUGAGAAAAUUAGAGCAAGUAUGGAGAUUGUUGAUGCCACAGAUUCAGGUGAUAAUGGUGAUAAGAUUCUCUUGCAUUGGGCUAAGUUUGGUUUCAAGGGACAGAUCGACAACGUUGUGGAAGGAGUAGGCGUAAGCUCACUUACUCAAGAAGAUGAUAAAGGCAACACAGUUAUGCAUUAUGCUGUAAGCCAACCAGAAUUACUUGAUAAAUUAUUGCUUCGAGCAACUGAGCUUGGUGCUCAGGUAGUGAACAGUGUGAACAGUUCAGAGGAGACACCACUACAUUUUGCAUGUGUAAUUAAUAAUGCAAAAGGUCUACAGUCAUGAAUUCUUCUAAAUUUUAUUGAUUGUUCUGAUUUUUCAAAAAUCAGUCGAAAUGGAGUAUCUUCAAGAAAGGAAAGGAUGGGCGAUAAAUUCAUCAUCGCAACAAGCAAAAAACAGGUAGGUAAUCUAGUUAUCUCUCCAAACAUGAACAUGUUAAACUCCUUGUAAGACAAUACAAAUAUGGUAAAAACACUUUCAUUAAGUUGUACGCCAAAACAAUUUUGCUGUAUAUCUCAGCGCAAUAUUUGUUCUUCGUGUUUCUAUUUUCAUCUUAAGUGUGUACGAUUUAAUCUCUUUCAAAAUAUCUGCUUGAAAAGGUUUUUGCAAA